AACCUCCUUUCUUUAAUUUGUUAGAUCUAUUUGGAAUGAUGUUUUGAACUUUAGGUCUUUGUCAUAGUUGAGUGACCUUUUUAGCUGGAUCUUUGGGUAGUCUGGUGUGAAUCACAAUUUUGGCUGUAUGAUACAUGGCAUUGUUGAUUUUUAGUUAGCUUGGGCUUCUGAACUUUGAAACUAGAUAUGUCACCGUUUUACUUGACCUGGGUGAAAUUUUACGCUCAUAGAUGCUCUCUCAAUGUUAGUGUUAUAUAGAAUAUUGUUCUGAUAUUAAAUGAAAUAGCCCCCCAACCCAACCGCCAUAUUAAAUAUAUAAAUAUAUGGAUGGUAUGAUGGCUACUGAGUUUGCGGAUAAACAUCGCCGUGACUGCUGCAUUAUCCAGUGAGCUGAAUCAUCCAUUUAUUUAUACCUAGCUUCAGUUCAUUGGUGUUUUUAUGAUGAAACAUGACCCUGCAUACUAUGUCCUCAAAGAAGAUGAAUCUCCUUGCAUUUUUGGCUCAAUUGAGAAGCAAAGGUUGUCCUAUGCAUGUGCAAAGCAACUCAUUGAAAAGGCUGAUUUAUGGUGCGCAUCCAUAUUUGGUCCUUCUAUGGAAUUUUUUGUAUUAUGUUGUUAUGUGCUUUCCUUACUUUUGCACUGAUUACAGCCGAGGGUGUGGAAAAUGCUCUUGAGUUCACUAUUGUGAGACCCUUUAACUGGAUUGGUCCAAGGAUGAAUUUCAUUCCUGGCAUUGAUGGUCCAAGUGAGGGUGUUCCAAGAGUCCUAGCAUGCUUCAGUAAUAAUCUCCUGUGUGGUGAACCAUUCAAGCUUGUGGAUGGCGGACAGUCCCAGAGAACCUUUGUUUAUAUCAAGGAUGCAAUUGAAGUUGUUCUUUUGAUGCUGGUCGGGGUAUAGUUCACUAAGAAAUGCCUGCAGGGGAUGGGGGUCAGCAAGGGAUUGCAGCUUUGGAUCAAUUUGUCAUCUGAGAACAAAAUGAUUGAGCCCAGAUACCAAGAGUUGCUCAAGGAAGAUAUCAAGAGAGCAGAAACAGAUGGUGUGGAGGUCAUAAUCAUAGCAGGAGAAAGCAUGGGUGUCAAUUCUCCAGCAUUCAUCAGGACUCCAGCAAUGUACCUUGAUUUCACCCUGAAACCUGGAGCUGAGUGGCAUCAAAGCAUCCUAGAUUCAUGGAAUGGCUUUGUAUGUAUGAUUGAAGGAGAGGGUGUGUUUGGAUCCUCAGAUGCAUCAGUAGCAAAGGCUCAUAACCUCUUGGUCUUGGGUUCAGGGGAUGGGCUUAAAGUGUGGAACAAGUCAAGCCAGCCACUCAGAUUUGCUUCGAUUAGAGGGCAGCCUCUGAAUGAAGCCAUUGCUCAAUAUGGACCCUUUGUGAUUAACACUAAAGCUUACAUCCAGAAGACCUUUGAGGGCUAUCACUUCCAUAAGAAAAUGGCUUUGAAAAUGCUAGGAGAUCUGAACCCGUCUCAAGGUGAAAAAGAAAAACAAGAAGCAUGCCAGAACAAUUUGAAUUUGAGCUUGUGCAUAUACGAUUCAAAAGCAGGAAAAUGUACUCAUUGAAAUUCAUAUUUAAAUUUUAGUAUUUUGGUUUCAAUUGAGGUCGACAGUAAGUAGAUUCCUCAAAUGGAUUGUCACUUUUCUCUCUUGUUACACUGAGAAUAAGGUCUUUGCAAUUUGAAGCAUCUCCAAUUCCAUCCCUGAUGUGGCAACAUAAAGCCUUGAACCGGGAUGUUAUUGACAUUUUUGUUA
Messenger RNA from Macadamia integrifolia, 1742 nucleotides. RefSeq names its product pirin-like protein. The transcript is spliced from 3 exons. Lineage: Eukaryota; Viridiplantae; Streptophyta; Magnoliopsida; Proteales; Proteaceae. The record is from RefSeq and is a predicted model, not a curated record. Bases 921 to 1553 code for a protein of 210 amino acids.